Molecule: messenger RNA, 2412 nt
Organism: Clonostachys solani
Lineage: Eukaryota; Fungi; Ascomycota; Sordariomycetes; Hypocreales; Bionectriaceae
Source: the annotation of a GenBank genome assembly
AUGGAUCGCACACAGGAUGGACAGCUGCCACAACGGCCACCUCUUGCGGUGGCACCUAUCCCACUCGACCCUGCCACCGGUGCUCCGUAUAUACGGAAGCUAUUCAUUGCCAACCGGGGAGAAAUUGCCUGUCGUGUCAUAUCCACCUGCAGAAAGCUCCAAGUUCGCACCGUGGUCAUCUACGUGACAGAAGAUGAAAUGUCCAGACACGUGUCCGAGGCGGAUGAAGCGAUACUACUGGGCAGUAUGGAGAGCCACACGACCAAUCCGUUCCUCAACAUGGAUCUGCUCGUCAAGACGGCAUUGGGCUCUGGUGCGCAAGCCAUUCACCCAGGAUAUGGCUACCUGAGCGAGAACGCUGAUUUUGCUGAGCGCGUCGGAAAUGCUGGGCUCAUAUUCAUCGGACCAAGUGCUGGUGCCAUGUCAACACUGGGCGACAAGCGGAGCUCCAAGCAAUACCUCGGUGACAAAGCGCCAGAUGUACCCUUGAUCCCGGGUUUCUCGGGCUCUAGCACACAAGUACAUGACCUCGAGAAGGCCGCCGCAGACAUUGGAUAUCCAAUCAUGCUCAAGGCCUCGGCGGGGGGAGGGGGCAAGGGUAUGCGAAUCGUUCGCCAAGCAUCGCAGCUCAGCGAGGAACUCGCAAGGGUUCAGUCUGAGGCGGCGAGAUCUUUCGGAUCGACCGAUGUCAUAUUGGAGAAGUACAUUGAGAGCAGCAAGCACGUGGAGAUACAGAUUGUUGGUGAUAAGCAUGGGAAUGUCCUGAGCUUUUUUGAGAGAGACUGCUCUGUACAGCGUCGGCAUCAGAAGGUCAUUGAGGAGAGCCCCUGCCCCUUCCUGAGUGACGAGCUUCGCUCCAGUAUGGGAGAGACGGCGACGCGCAUUGCCAAGUUGAUCGGGUAUGAAAAUGCCGGCACCGUCGAGUUUGUGGUAGAUGUUGAAACGUCUCAGUAUUUCUUUCUCGAGGUCAACACGAGGCUGCAAGUAGAGCAUCCAAUCACAGAAGAGGUCACAGGAGUAGACCUUGUGUCGGUCCAGCUCUACGUUGCAUGCGGAGGAGACUUGGGCUCGCUCUCAGCUACGAGGCAACUCACGCAAAGCGGCCACGCGAUAGAGUGCCGGUUGUGUGCCGAGAGUCCUGACAAGGACUUCUUCCCCGAGAAUGGCCUGAUCUCUCUCUGGAAACCAGCGGGGGGAUUGCUGGGCCCAAGCAGAGACGUCAGGUAUGAGACAACCAUCCAGUCAGGCUCCUCAAUAUCCAUUUAUUUCGACUCCAUGAUAGCCAAAUUAGUUGUCUGGGCCCCGACGAGAGACCUCGCUAUACAAACUAUGGCCGACCUCUUGGCUAACACACUCUGUAUGGGUGUGAGAACAAACCAGCUCUUCCUCCAACGGUGUCUGCUCCACCCGAAGUUCCGAGACCUGAGAUACAAUACGUCCUUCAUCCCACAAAAUCUGUCUCAGCUUCUUCGUCCACCCCUCACCGAAAAGCAACAACGUUUUAGGGAAGAACUCAUAGUCGUCCCGUGCCUGUUCAUGCGUCUCCAAGCCGGUGAGAAAGAGAGAGGCUCCCACGUUGAGCGGCCGUUUCAGAAUGUGCGCUCCCGUUUCCGCAAUCAACGCUUCGACCCCGGAAGUAUUCAAUGUGAUGUUGUAACCACUGAUUGGCAAGGCUUGGGGGCCUCCCCAGACAUUCCAGCACCUCAAUCGAACUUGUUACUUUGGAAGAUGGUGGCGCAUAAAAGCACCAAGGCGAAAGAAUACGAGGCUGCAGUGAUACCUUUUGCUCACAUCCUCAACUCAGCGUCGGAGAGAGAUUCGGAGGCAGUAGAAGACAGCGCCACUUCCGCUUCGAGCACGAAGCAGAUGGCAGUUGUGUAUAACCGGAUCAGCAACUAUGUUCGACAAGCGUCUUCCAAUUUUCCUCAACCGAUAAUUGUCAAAGUCUUGAGCUGGAACCCCCCUGGUGCAAAUGGCCAGGGCCCUGCUCCAGGUAUCUUGGAAGUGUCACUUCACGGAACCAAAGUGGUGGCAUAUUGUAUCGAGCCUGAAGCGUCAGAGAGCAGUGAACAAGCAAAAGGGCAUUCGAGGUUUAUUCUCUGCCACUUUCCAGUUCUUGGGACGUUUGUACGGUUUCAAAAGGAUACCUUGCUCUCAUACAUGGAAGGCUAUCGUACCUCGGUAGAAGAUCAGAGCGCUGCACAGGGACAUAUCAAAGCUCCAAUGCCGUGCAAAGUGCUGUCCAUUCCGAAGUCACAAGGCGAGGAGGUCAAGAAAGGGGAAACCAUAAUGGUGAUUGAGAGUAUGAAAAUGGAAGUGAGCUUGAGAGCCAGCGUGGACGGCCACUUUGAGACGUCAUGGAAGGUUGGUGAUGCAGUAGCGGAAGAGAAGGUGCUUUGCCGGGUAGUGUAG